AUGCUUCACAUAAUAGGCGCACAAAAACUAUUUCACAUAAUCUGCUGCUGUAUUCACCCGAAACAGCCGGUGAUCGAGGAGACGGUCACCGGCGCACAAAAACUAUUUCACAUAAUCUGCUGCUGUAUUCACCCGAAACAGCCGGUGAUCGAGGAGACGGUCACCGGUAGCUGUCGACUGAACAAUGAGAUGACGUCCACUACCUGUGGGAGGGCCGGUACGCCACCCGUUAAUAAUACAGAGGCCACAGAUGCCGGCGCUAUCAUCGAGACACAAAAGCACCGGAAUAUGUGCGGCGUUGCCACUAAUAAAUGUAACCAGUCUACUUUUGUCUAAUAUUUUAUUACAAAGCACCCAGUCCCCUUUUUUAAUACAACUAUCCAACCCUAUAAAUAGCAUGUUUGUUACGAAUUUAAAAUGGAUAUGGAUAAUUUAUUUUAUAUUUAAGCAGCUACCUAAAGUGACACAAAUUUAAUAUAUUAGCUUUGAGGGUAAUACACCUGGUUUAAUUUAUUACCAGGGGCUCUCAAAUAGUUAAACCAUUGGAUGGUAUUGCUCUCAAAACAAUAUAUAAUUAACCCUGGU
Molecule: messenger RNA, 585 nt
Organism: Oppiella nova
Lineage: Eukaryota; Metazoa; Arthropoda; Arachnida; Sarcoptiformes; Oppiidae
Source: the annotation of a GenBank genome assembly